AUGGUCAGAGCUACCAAUGUUGACAUGUCCCUUGAUGAAAUCAUCUCAAAGACAAGAAAAGGAAAAGGAAGCAUUGGUAAGAAAUCAUUCAGAAAAUCAGGAGGAGGAGGCCCAAUCCACCGUAACAGACCAUUCGGAAGACGCAGUCCAUGGAAAGAUAUCGAUGCUCCAUCGACUGGCGGCGGAAAUAAGGUUGUUCGUGUUAACAUCUCCAAUUUGGCACCAACUGUUAUUGCAAGUGAUUUGGACGAGUUAUUCGGUAACUUCGGUCUCGAAGCAGCUGUUGUCAACUACAAUGAGCAUGGUGAAUCUCUUGGAACUGGUGACAUUACGCUUAGAAAGCGUGAUGCUGAACGCCUCAUCAAGCAAUAUUCUGGCGUUGCGCUCGAUGGACAGGUGAUGAAAUUCGCGCUUGUUGACACAAGCAGCAUUUCUGGAAGAGUCGACUUCGGCGCCAAGCGCCUCAGAGAUACGCGACCAAUCCGAAAUGGGCGCAAGCCAAAAGGAAACGGUGCUGAGUCGUUCCUUCGCGACGGAGUUCACGAGGGUGAGACCAAGAAAGGCGGCGGUGGAUUCCGAGGAAGAAAGGGACGCGAAGCAAAGCCAAAGAAGACCGAAGCUGAACUCGAUGCGGAGCUCGAGGCAUACAUGUCGAAACGCAAAAACUAG
Caenorhabditis bovis is the source of this 669-nucleotide messenger RNA. The record is from the annotation of a GenBank genome assembly. Lineage: Eukaryota; Metazoa; Nematoda; Chromadorea; Rhabditida; Rhabditidae.